AUGAUGCAGCGCACGGUUGAAGAAUUUCUGGAUGGCCUCGACGGGGAUGUCUACGCUGAUAUUGAAGGGCUACCUGCACUUUUUAUCGAAGGCAAGCCUUGGUCUGCCCCGGCGAUCGCAAUCGCCCAAGAAGUCGCAACAUCACACAGAAUGGUAAUCAAAUCAUACGACGCUUUUGCUACCUGGAUCAAGGAUGUGGAGAAUGCGGCUCGACCUUAUCAGUCGACGGCAGGAAAUGCCACCCGGCGGAUAUGGCUUGAAACAAAACCUCGGCAGUCCCUCAUUCUCACAAAUGGUACUAGUAGCCGUUCGAGCGUUCUUGCGCUCGGUGAAAUAGGGAUCGAUUAUCCCUACAUCUUCGGUUUUCGAAAUCUGUGCGCGCACGCCAACGAGAUCUUUACCCAUCAACCUGCCCGUAUUAUCCUGCAUGAUUUUUAUCUCUUUGGGGGUAUUUUGGAAAUGUGGGUGUUCGACCGAGCAGGGAUAUAUGGAAGUAAAGCAUUCGACAUCCAAGAGACACCCAAACUUGCGACUCAAAUUAUUUCCAGCUAUAUGCUCAUGGAUGACCCCUCACUUGGUGUGGAUAAUAGGAUAAAAUAUGAUUGCCGAGGCAUUUAUAUUGAGUGCGAAUUUCCUGGUUCAGUCGAGGGUUGCCGGUUGUACCUUGAUGAUUCGCCGAUUUUUGCACGAGUCAACAAGUCCAUUCUCAGUGACGGGCUCACUUGCUAUCGUACUAGGUUAAAGACCUCCGAUGCCUGGAGCUAUGUUGUUAAGAUCAAAUGGUGUGAGCCCGACGAAGGUUCUGAGACUGAGAUGCUUGAGCUGGUUACGGAGAUGCAUAUCUGGGGAGUUAUUCGACUGAUUGAACACCAGAUUGUCUGCAGUACAAGUAAAUGA
Penicillium malachiteum is the source of this 897-nucleotide messenger RNA. RefSeq lists its product as uncharacterized. The record is from RefSeq and is a predicted model, not a curated record. Bases 1 to 897 code for a protein of 298 amino acids. NCBI's taxonomy places the organism in Eukaryota, Fungi, Ascomycota, Eurotiomycetes, Eurotiales, Aspergillaceae. The transcript has a single exon.